Molecule: messenger RNA, 2333 nt
Organism: Exophiala viscosa
Lineage: Eukaryota; Fungi; Ascomycota; Eurotiomycetes; Chaetothyriales; Herpotrichiellaceae
Exons: 1
Coding region: 379-2178 (599 amino acids)
Biological process (GO): phospholipid homeostasis
Molecular function (GO): aminoacyltransferase activity
Source: RefSeq, a predicted model, not a curated record
UGGGCAAUCCACAUUGGGGUCCGGCACAGACCCACUGGACACUAUAUUUGAGAACAACGUCCGUGCACACAGCCAAUGCAGAAUACAAUGAGAGUUGAAGAGUCUACGCAAGGUCUGGCUCAACUUGAGCCACUAAGAACUCGUUCUUGGUGCAUGAAGCGUCUUGUUCGAUAAUCAGGCCUCCGGGAUAUGCCAAUAGCUGCGCCCCUCAAGGAAUAUCUAAUAUGAGGAUUUAUCGAAUUCCCCGUGGUUUGCAAGCCGCUACGAAGCGAUUUAUCGAUGUCUGUCUUGUCGACCAAGUCUCGUUGACUCUUAUACCGGCCCCGCCGCCAGAGAUCCUGACGAUCUGCAAACUAUUCUCAUAAUCACUUUGACAACAUGGCUAGUCUAGCUCUUGACCCAGCGGAAGCCCCUCAAGGAACGACCAUGAUCUCGCAAAAGGAGACGAUUACAGUCACUGUCGACUCAGCAUCGGACAGAGGUGUGCAGGUGCAUGAGGAAUCGACAGUGACGAGUAUGAAGGAGACAGUGAUUGACCCGGAGUCGACAAUCCCUGUUCACACUCUCGAAAAGAAAGAGGUGACCAAUGUCACCGAGGUCACUCCUGUCAAACCCAAAAAGGAGAAGAAAGCUAAAGAAAACAAGCAAAAAGCACCUACGAAGCCAGAAGUACCCUUUUAUGAGGCUUUGGGCAAGCAGCUGUUCAAAGAGAGCCGCGAAUCCACCUUUGAAGAUCACCAUGCGCAAGAACAUGCAGCCGCAGCAGUCGAAGCAAAUCCAACCGCUGCCAAAAGCAAGCCCACUAUGGAUUUGCUGUCGCCUCCCAGACCUGUCCAUCGACGUACAGGCAGCUCUAACUCGGAGGGUUAUGCCAGCGAUAACAGUAUCAGCACGGGAUCGAUGUCGGAUAUCGAAGCCAAAGAUCCAUCUGUCAACGUCGGCCUCAAAGAUAGUCUAUACAACUUGGAAGACUACAAGCGACUGGAAGCUAUGAAUGAGCUCAUUGCGCAGUAUAGCACAGUCUCUCACAUGAGCGUCCGAGAUCCGAGCUACUCCUUCUGGAUCAACAAGACCCGAACUGCUGCCAUUCACUUUAAACUCCUGAAUAAGGUGGCAGUCCUCGCCGGCGACCCGCUCUGCACCCCUUCUGCCAUGCCAUCAGUGCUAGAGGAGUUCGGAAGGUACUGCAAAAAGGCCCGCUGGAAGAUCUCCAUCAUCGGUGCCAGUGAACAUAUGCUUGAGAUCGCCAAGCGCAGCGGUUGGCCCGUCAUGAGGUUUGGGACCGAAAAGGUCCUGAACCCAACGACCAACGAAGUUCUUCUGGGGAAGAGCGGCAAGCGAACAGUGGCACAGUGCCGACAACUCCUCGACGCCACAAAGGGCGGCUUGUCGCUUCAUGUCUAUGUGCCCGCCAACGGCCGAGAUAUCGGCCUUGAAACGGAGCUAACAAGAAUAUACGACGAGUGGCGUGGUGAUCGUAACACGACUCGCGACAACCAAGCCUUUAUCACCGUCUUCGACAUGUUCUCCAUGCCCAGCAUCAUGACUUUCAUCUACACGACGACGAAAGAAGGCGCCAUCAACGGCUUUGCCGCUCUUCGGAAAAUGGGCACAGAUUCCACAGGCGCAGGCCGAUAUCACAUCGACCCAUUCAUACAAAGCGUGAACGCGCCCAGAGGAACAUCCGAUCUCCUGAUCUUUGCGUCUUUAGCCUACCUCAAUGCCGAUGGCGCCACGUACCUUGGUCUCGGUCACGAACCUGUCAGCGAGCCCGAUGCCAUGUGGAACAUGCACUCGCUUGUUACUAGUGCCACGCGGCGCGUGUAUCGACACAUCUUCGGCCGUCUGCCUGUCGGCGGCAAAGAGACAUUCAACUCCCGAUGGAAGCCCGACACUGAGCAAGAAGCUGGCCUCUACCUGAUCUUCAUCGGCAGAAAGACGCCCAGCCCCAAACAUCUGCUUGCCAUGACGCACUUUGCCAACAUCAGUUUGCGGAACGUGCUCCGGGCUGACUGGAAGGACUUCAAGCAAGAGCUUCGCAUGCCUGUUCCAGUCCAGAAUCCCGACCUCAUGCUCUAUGCUGGUGCGGCUGCUCCUGUGCGGGCUCCUAAGGAGUUUGCUGUGCCAGCAGAAAGACCCAAGAUCGAGCAUAGCGUCAGUGCGCCGGCGAAGACAUGAUAAUCCUUCUGGUGUCUCGUUGUUCGGCAAUCACUGGAGUUGGGCUUUGGGAUGAAGCUAUACUUUCGUUAAUGGCUAUGUGUGAGUGUUUGUCAGCGUUCUCGGCGGGGCAUCCUGGAAUAGACGUCGGUUGCUGGGUUGCGACAUCGUUUUGU